Molecule: messenger RNA, 1575 nt
Organism: Aspergillus alliaceus
Lineage: Eukaryota; Fungi; Ascomycota; Eurotiomycetes; Eurotiales; Aspergillaceae
Exons: 2
Source: RefSeq, a predicted model, not a curated record
AGUCCAUGAAGGCGACAUCGGAUACAGGCUGGAGAAUUUCUUCUGGAGGAUCUGGGGUAGCGACCGGCUUCGCAGCUCAAUGGACGGUUCGACGCUGGCCAAAUUGUUCCUACAAAUAUGCGACUCUAAUCCAAUGUCGAUUUCUAUACUCCAGCAGUUAAAAAGGGUGAGUGGACUUAGACUUGCAACAGGAAACUUCCUUUCUGUUUCUCUAGGCAGGAGGCUGAUUCCGUUCACCCAGGAGAAUUCGUCUCGUUCUGCAAGGGGAAGCGACGACAAACCGCAAGAGACGCCGACUAGUAACACUAGAGCCAGACGAGCCCCCCUACAGCCCAUCUUGAAAAAAUCAAGUACGCCCUCAGGGGAAACACACAAAACAACUCGGCUACUUCUUACCAGUGUCGAAGGCCAGAGCAUUGAGCGCAAGCCAUCCAACCCUCCGACCCCAGUUCCGCCAUCUCAACCUACACUGGAAGAUUUCAACCGACCAGCGCAGAAGAAUAAGACCGUUUUUGUGGCGGGAAAAGGCAAGAGUACCAAGCGCCGGCCGGUGAUCAUGCGACGCAAGUCAUCGCAAACAUCUUCUGGUGCAAGUACCCGUACUCAGAGCCCGCAGCGGGCCUCCAAAUUAUUGACCCUGAGAACUCGAGAAACACCAUCGAAACAGGAAGACUCCAGUGAUUCCGAGGCAGAUGCAAUGCACAUAGAACAUGUCGUGCCUCGUGAGAAAAUUAGCGAUGCGACCGACAAACCCCCCGAGCUGCCACCGGAGUUUCUAUCAAAUCUGAAAGGUAUCCUCGCCGAUAAAGGAUCACCGCCGCAGAGUACCAAAUCGGCUCCCCCCAAAUGGGGCUUUGUUACAACCGAUGACUGGACCCACUACGAUGUAAGGUACCUAGAGCCAGAGAACUAUGAACAGCCAUCAUCAGAGUCACUCGUUGAUAGAGGCUUCCGUUCGCGCUUUACAGAGCAAGUUGACCUGGAGAAGGAGUAUUUGGCCACGUCCGUGGGGGCGAGCACAAAAGAGGGACUAUUGCAAUUUCUUCAAUCUAGAUCAUCCGAAGUCAAGACCAGCGACGAUGCCUCUCACGCACAGUCGGGCCUGAAUGUAGAUACGCCCACCACGAGCUCUGGUAUCCCGAUCCUAACACCAAACACUGAUAGUUCUACAACAUUCUCUACUAACAGUGACCGCGCGACAUCUGGAGGCUUUCCAACUCUUCUAACACCUUUCUCCCUAACUCGCGGACGCGGCCAGCUUAGUCUGCUCAUUGAAGAGAACCGAAAGAAACAAGCAGCCGAGGGUAAGCAAGUGAGCGGUGGCGUCCUAGCCUUGACAUAGUGUGGGCGCCUGGAUACCUAGUAGUUGUCACAUUGGACGAGAAUCCUGGUUACAAGAGGUUUUUGAGGAUCAAGACCUUACUUGGGGCUAAUAAGAGAUUCAGGAACUAUGAUAUGUAUUAACGAAGACCAAGAUCAGGGUAGAAUACAAAGGCCCAUUUUUCACUUGAGCUGCUCUAUUAAAACCAGAAAACCCCAUGAGACUGGCUCACUCCCCCCCCCCUUUCCAUCCCG